Molecule: messenger RNA, 3033 nt
Organism: Penicillium cinerascens
Lineage: Eukaryota; Fungi; Ascomycota; Eurotiomycetes; Eurotiales; Aspergillaceae
Product: alpha-glucosidase
Exons: 3
Coding region: 1-3033 (1010 amino acids)
Biological process (GO): carbohydrate metabolic process
Molecular function (GO): hydrolase activity, hydrolyzing O-glycosyl compounds; starch binding
Source: RefSeq, a predicted model, not a curated record
AUGAGGAGUUAUUUAGCAACAGUUGCCAGUUUUGUGCUGUGUGCUGAUGUUGCCGUAUUGGCGGCUCAUGAUGGCACAGCAGCGUGUCCAGGAUAUCAAGCGAGCAAUGUGAAGACACAGCAUGGCGUCGUUGUCGGCGCUGAUCUCACACUUGCUGGAACAGCCUGCAAUGUGUAUGGCACCGAUUUGGACAAUCUUAAAUUGGAAAUUGAGUAUCAGACCGGUAGGAUGCAGGGCCCAACGAGAUUUAUUGCUGUGUUCCCGUCACUGACAGUCGAGGCAGAGUCCCGAGUCCAUGUCAAGAUUUACGAUGUAGCCGAACAGGUCUACCAGGUUCCCACCUCAGUCCUAACACCUCCCAAGAGAACAAACGUCGAUCCAUGGAUGUCAGACUUAAACGUCUCCGUCGAGCAGAAUCCAUUCUCGUUCAAAGUGACCCGCAGAUCCACAGGCGAGGUUCUUUUUGACACAUUCGGUCAUGCCUUAAUCUUUCAGUCGCAAUAUCUCCGGCUGCGCACAAGCUUGCCGGACUCGCCUAAUCUUUAUGGCCUGGGGGAGAGUACUGAUCCCUUCCGCCUGCAGACCGAUGACUAUAUGCGCACACUCUGGUCUCGCGAUGCCUAUCUCACCCCUCAAUAUACCAAUCUGUAUGGCAAUCAUCCCAUCUACUUUGACCACCGUGGCCGCCAGGGCACGCACGGGGUAUUUCUGUUAAACAGCAAUGGAAUGGAUAUCAAGAUUAACCAAGAUUCUGAUGGUCAAUACCUUGAAUACAACACCUUGGGUGGGGUUCUCGACUUCUACUUUCUGGCGGGUCCGACUCCGAAAGAUGUGGCAGUUCAGUAUUCCGAGGUUGUUGGCAAGGCCGUCAUGAUGCCGUACUGGGGGUUUGGCUUCCAUAACUGCAGAUAUGGCUACCAGGAUAUCUAUGAGGUAGCCGAGGUCAUUGCCAACUAUAGUGCAGCCAAUAUCCCGCUUGAGACGCAGUGGACAGACAUCGACUACAUGGACCUAAGAAAGGUGUUCACGUUGGACCCUCUCCGCUACCCUCUACACCUCGUUCGCGAAGUCGUUUCCUACCUGCACAGUCAUAACCAGCACUAUAUCGUUAUGGUCGACCCGGCCGUGGCUUACGCUGACUACCCUCCAUUCGAGGACGGCGUCCAGGACGGCGCCUUCCUGACUAAUCCAAACGGAUCAAUCUAUCAAGGUGUCGUCUGGCCUGGCGUUACUGCAUUUCCUGAUUGGUUUGCCCCCAAGACGCAAGGAUACUGGAAUGGCCAGUUCUCUACAUUUUUUGACCCAGACAGUGGCGUUGACAUUGACGCACUAUGGAUUGACAUGAAUGAAGCCUCAAACUUCUGUGACUGGCCGUGCGCAAACCCAGAGGCGUUUGCGCAAAAAAACGAUGACCCCCCCAAUCCUCCCGCUGUUCGCCUAUCGCCGCCACGGCCUAUUUCGGGGUUCGGGCCGAAUUUCCAGCCCACAUGUGUCGCCUCAGUUUCAUUCAAUGUGCACGCAGAGACAUAUUCUGGAGAAGAUAUUUAUAUUCUUGGAAGCUCCCCUACUUUGGGAGAAGGAGACAUUCACAAUGCUGUUGCUAUGAGCGCAGACAACUACCCAGAGUGGGAGGUUACCGUGCAGAUGCCUGACAAUGAAACAUUCACCUAUGAAUAUGUUCGUAGGGAGUCAAACGGCAGCUGGAUCUAUGAGAGCAAAAACCGCACACUUACCACAGGUGAUUGUGACGAUGGUGUGCAGACGGUCUCUGACAACAUUACCACAAGCUCUGGGCCACAAAGGAGGUCUCCUAGCUCUCGUUUAAUCCCCAUCGUAACCUCCCCAGCGAUUGACGAUGUCCUUCAGAAACGAGCUGGCCCCAUGCUAGGCCUACCUGGAAGGAACCUGAUCAAUCCUCCAUACCAUAUCAACAACACUGCCGGGUCGAUCAGCAACUUGACGAUCCGGACGGACCUCACUCAUUCUAAUGGUCUCAAACUGUACGAUACACACAAUUUCUACGGCAGCAUGAUGAGUGCUACUAGCCGCGACGCUAUGCUUAACCGGAGGCCGUCCGUGCGGCCACUAGUUAUCACGCGAUCCACCUUCGCCGGCGCUGGCAGUAAGGUUGGGCACUGGCUGGGAGAUAAUAACGCUGAUUGGGACCACUACCGCUGGACAAUUGCCGAGCUGCAAGAAUUCGCCGCGCUCUACCAGAUACCCAUGGUGGGCAGCGACGUCUGCGGCUAUGCUGGUGUGACAACUGAUACUCUCUGCUCUCGCUGGAUCUUCCUUGGCGCUUUCUCGCCCUUUUUCCGGGAUCAUCAGUCGAUUGGUACACCGCCGCAUGAGUUCUACCGGACUCCUAUGACUGCUGCCGCCGCCAGAGCGGCCAUUGACAUUCGCUACCGCCUGCUCGACUACACCUACACUGCCAUGUGGAUGCAAACACAGACAGGUGCGCCGAUGAUAAAUCCGAUGUUCUUCGAAUACCCCCAAGAUAGCAACACGGUGGACCUGCCAUACCAGUUCUUCUGGGGAUCGAGCAUCAUGGUGGCGCCUGUCACGGAGGAGAAUUCUACUACAGUAUCUAUGUACAUGCCCGACGACCUCUUCUACAACUUUUUCACCGGUGCUCCCGUCCAUGGACAAGGUAACACUGUCACACUGACUGAUAUCGGGUAUGACACUGUACCUCUGUACUACAAAGGAGGCAGCAUCAUCCCGCAGCGUGUCGCGUCUGUCAAUACGACGACACAACUGCGUCAGCAAGAUUUUGAAAUUGUGAUUGCUCCCGAUGCAUCGGGCCAGGCGUCGGGCACGUUGUAUCUCGACGACGGUGACAGCAUUGAACAACAACAUACGUCGUUAAUCAACUUCGAUUACCACAGCGGGGAGUUUUCGAUGAGUGGGAAGUUUGGCUACGAUAUGGGCAGCGUGGUGAUCAGCCAUAUUACGGUUCUAGGUACACAGGUACAAAAACAUGCUGUUAAUAUUAAGAUGACGUGUGAGCAUCAUGAACGAUUUAACUAG